Capronia coronata CBS 617.96 is the source of this 453-nucleotide messenger RNA. RefSeq lists its product as uncharacterized. The record is from RefSeq and is a predicted model, not a curated record. The coding region runs from base 1 to 453 and encodes 150 amino acids. Gene Ontology annotation, molecular function: thiosulfate-cyanide sulfurtransferase activity. Gene Ontology annotation, cellular component: mitochondrion. The transcript has a single exon. NCBI's taxonomy places the organism in Eukaryota, Fungi, Ascomycota, Eurotiomycetes, Chaetothyriales, Herpotrichiellaceae.
AUGCCCCGUCUCCGCCAGCCCAAACGGCAUUUCACGACGACACUGGUCGCGCGGAAAGACGACUCCUCUUCUGCGUCGACGCCUCAGUCCACGGUCUACGGAUUCUCAGAAAUCCAGUCCUUGACGACCAACCCGGACCCGAAACGGAUCCUAAUCGACGUGCGCGAACCAGGGGAGGUACAGUCGACGGGGAAGAUCCCGGGCAGUCGCAACCUGCCCGUCACGUCGGCGCCGGACGCGUUCUUCUUGCCGGCGGAAGAGUUUGAGGAGCGGUAUGGAUUCGCGAAACCGGGAGACGGGGAUGAGGCUAUUUUCUACUGUAAGGCCGGAGUCAGGAGUCGGGCGGCCGCGAGGUUGGCGGCGCAGGCAGGGUUUGCUGGGAAGAUUGGGGAGUUUCCGGGGAGUUGGAUCGAGUGGGAGAAGAAUGGGGGAGAAGUGGAACGGGAGAAGUGA